Messenger RNA from Musa acuminata subsp. malaccensis (wild Malaysian banana), 7187 nucleotides. RefSeq names its product glutamate synthase [NADH], amyloplastic. The record is from RefSeq and is a predicted model, not a curated record. Gene Ontology annotation, molecular function: glutamate synthase (NADH) activity; iron-sulfur cluster binding; iron ion binding. NCBI's taxonomy places the organism in Eukaryota, Viridiplantae, Streptophyta, Magnoliopsida, Zingiberales, Musaceae.
GAGUGCGAGGAAGCAAUAGAGAACGAGAUCGAGAUCGAGAUCGUUUGGGAGGCGGAGCCUCGUCCCUUCUCUCUGUUUCCGUUAUUCGCUCGUUCACCCAUCUUUCGGUAGAUCCAUAGACGGGGAGGGGAGUUGCUUGUGAAUGCAGCCAUCUUUAUUCACUCGUGAUGCCGGGAGAGGAGGCGUCGUUCUGAGGUGUGUUGGUGGAAGGAGAUCGGCCGACUACCGUAUCGAGGAGAAAUCCGCUCCCGGAACAGUGCUCUUGAACGAUCCCUUCGGCGUCUCUUUCUUCUAUCAUAACUCGAUCUAGUAUAAAUCCGUCAUCCUUUUGGCCCGAUUCGGUUGAACCUUUCUGAGACCUCUCAAAGACUCAGCCUUUAAACCUCGAGAAAGAAAUCGCAUUUUUCCCGUCGAUUUCUUUGCAAGCCAAAGCUCCUCAUCUAUGGCGGCAGUCCCGGGGUCCGCCUUUAACCUACGAAGCCUACCGGUGUCUCUCCCUUCCGUCGUCAACCAUAAGCCUAGUGUCUGCCGCGGCGGUAGAGCUGUGCGAUGCUCUGCCUUCAGACGAGCUCAGACGAUGCAUUUGGAGAGCCAUUUUCUCGGGGCGAAGCUUCGAGCAUGUGAACGUGUUCAGCUGUGGCGGACGGAUGGCCCCGGACGUUCUCCGAAGCUGAGGGUCGUCUCUCCAUCAAUGUCCCUGUCUAGGGUGCCGGAGAAGCCCCUCGGUCUCUAUGAUACAUCCUUCGAUAAAGAUUCUUGUGGUGUUGGUUUUAUUGCCGAGCUCUCCGGCGACUAUAGCCGGAAAACUGUCGCUGAUGCUUUGGAGAUGCUGCUAAGAAUGAGCCAUCGCGGGGCAUGUGGCUGUGAGACUAACACAGGUGAUGGAGCUGGCAUUCUUGUAGCGCUCCCUCAUGAGUUCUUCAAGGAGGUGACCAAGGAUGUGGGGAUUCAACUGCCACCACCCGGUCAAUAUGCAGUUGGCAUGUUUUUCUUGCCAACAGAUGACGGUCGCAGGAAGGAAAGCAAAGUUGUUUUUGCUAAGGUAGCAGAAUCUUUGGGACAUGUGGUUCUUGGCUGGCGCAGUGUACCGACAGAUAAUAGAGAUCUGGGUGUGUCUGCACUACAGACAGAGCCUAUCAUCGAACAAGUUUUCCUUGCUCCAAGUUCACGGUCGAGUGCUGAUUUUGAGCAACAGAUGUACAUAUUGCGGCGGGUUUCAAUGGUAGCCAUUCGAGAUGCUCUGAAUCUGCAGUAUGGUGGAGCUAAGGACUUCUAUAUAUGUUCACUCUCUUCCAGGACUGUUGUUUAUAAAGGUCAACUGAAACCUGUUCAAUUGAAGGACUACUAUUAUGCAGAUCUUGGAGAUGAAAGGUUUACAAGUUACAUGGCCCUGGUACACUCACGAUUUUCCACAAAUACCUUCCCUAGUUGGGAUCGUGCACAACCGAUGCGUGUUCUGGGUCACAAUGGAGAAAUCAACACAUUGCGAGGAAAUGUAAAUUGGAUGAAGGCACGGGAAGGUCUUUUAAAGUGCAGGGAACUAGACUUAUCAAGGAAUGAUAUGGAGAAACUUCUACCCAUUGUUGACGCUAGCUCAUCAGAUUCUGGGGCAUUUGAUGGUGUUCUUGAACUUUUGGUCCGUGCUGGUAGAAGUCUACCUGAAGCUGUUAUGAUGAUGAUACCUGAGGCAUGGCAAAAUGAAAACAACAUGGACCCCGAUAAAAAGGCUCUGUAUGAAUAUUUCUCUGCCCUCAUGGAGCCCUGGGAUGGACCUGCUCUUAUAUCUUUUACGGAUGGUCACUAUCUCGGAGCAACACUGGAUCGUAAUGGUCUGAGACCUGGUCGCUUUUACAUCACACAUAGUGGACGUGUUAUCAUGGCCAGUGAAGUAGGUGUCGUAGACAUUAGUCCUGCAGAUGUGUCGAGAAAAGGAAGGCUCAACCCUGGAAUGAUGCUUUUAGUGGAUUUUGAAAAUCAUACCGUUGUUGAUGAUGAGAAAUUGAAGAAGCAGUACUCACAAGCCAGACCAUACAGGGAAUGGCUUAAGAGACAAAAGAUUUCUCUUGAAGAAAUUGUCAAUUCCUAUCCUAAAAGUGAUAGGAUCCCUCCAAGCAUAUUUGGGACUGCACCAGCUCAAAAUCAUGAUGAGAACAUGGAGAAUAUGGGAAUUUGUGGUCUUUUGGCCCCGCUUAAAGCCUUUGGCUACACUACUGAAGCUUUGGAUAUGCUGUUGUUGCCCAUGGCAAAAGAUGCCACUGAAGCUCUAGGUUCUAUGGGAAAUGAUGCUCCCUUGGCUGUGAUGUCGAACAGAGAAAAACUUUCCUUUGAGUACUUUAAGCAGAUGUUUGCUCAAGUUACAAACCCUCCAAUUGAUCCAAUUCGAGAGAAAAUAGUUACAUCUAUGGAGUGCAUGAUUGGUCCAGAAGGCGAUCUUACUGAAACCACUGAAGAGCAGUGUCAUCGCCUCUCAUUGGAAGGGCCUCUUUUAUCCAUUGAUGAAAUGCAAGCUAUAAAAAAGAUGAACUAUAGAGGUUGGCGCAGCAAGGUGCUUGACAUCACAUAUCCCAAAAAGCAUGGUCGAAAGGGUUUAGAGGAAACCCUGGACAGGAUUUGCUUGGAAGCUUGUGAUGCAAUUCAUGGGGGCUAUACAACUCUUGUACUGUCUGACAGAGGUUUUUCAUCCGACCGUGUUGCGGUAAGUUCCCUCUUGGCAGUUGGUGCUGUUCAUCAACAUCUAGUCUCAACACUAGAGAGGACACGCAUUGGAUUGUUAGUGGAAUCUGCAGAGCCACGUGAAGUGCAUCAUUUUUGUACUCUUGUUGGAUUUGGUGCAGAUGCUAUCUGCCCAUAUUUGGCCAUAGAGACAAUUUGGCGAUUGAAGAUUGAUGGAAAAAUCUCUCCUAGAGCGGAUGGCAAGUUUCAUUCCCGAGAGGAUCUUGUCAAGAGGUACUUCAAAGCAAGCAACUAUGGAAUGAUGAAAGUUCUUGCCAAAAUGGGAAUAUCCACUCUUGCAUCUUACAAGGGAGCACAGAUUUUUGAAGCUCUAGGUCUUUCUUCUGAGGUGAUCCAGAAAUGCUUCAAAGGAACACCAAGUAGAGUUGAAGGUGCAACAUUUGAAAUGCUUGCUGGGGAUGCCCUUCGUCUUCAUGAAUUGGCAUUUCCAACCAGAGUUUUGCCACUGGGAAGCGCAGAAGCAUUGGCAUUGCCUAAUCCUGGGGAUUACCACUGGAGAAAGGGAGGUGAAGUGCACCUUAAUGACCCCCUUGCAAUUGCUAAGUUACAGGAGGCGGCCAGAGCUAAUAGUGUUGCAGCAUACAAAGAAUAUUCUAGGUGUAUACAGGAGCUGAACAAGACAUGCAAUUUGCGUGGUAUGCUUAAGUUUAAAGAUGUUUGUGCAAAGAUUGCCUUGGAUGAAGUGGAACCUGCUAGCGAGAUUGUUAAGCGAUUCUGCACUGGAGCUAUGAGUUAUGGUUCAAUAUCAUUGGAAACGCACACUACUCUAGCUAUCGCAAUGAAUAAGAUUGGAGGAAAAUCUAAUACUGGAGAGGGAGGUGAGCAACCUUCUCGAAUGAAGCCUUAUUCAGAUGGUUCCAUGAAUCUAGAGAGGAGUGCGAUUAAACAAGUGGCAAGUGGCAGGUUUGGAGUGACAAGCUACUACCUAACCAAUGCUGACGAACUCCAGAUAAAGAUGGCUCAGGGUGCCAAGCCUGGUGAAGGAGGAGAACUUCCAGGUCAUAAAGUUAUUGGCGAUAUUGCGGUCACGAGAAAUUCCAUUGCUGGUGUGGGCCUCAUUAGUCCUCCUCCUCACCAUGAUAUAUAUUCAAUUGAGGACCUUGCACAACUUAUUCAUGACCUUAAGAACUCAAAUCCAGGUGCUCGAAUCAGUGUUAAACUAGUGUCUGAGGCUGGCGUUGGAGUAAUUGCUAGUGGAGCUGUGAAAGGGCAUGCGGACCAUGUUUUGAUUUCUGGCCAUGAUGGAGGCACCGGAGCUUCUCGUUGGACUGGAAUUAAAAAUGCAGGGCUUCCUUGGGAGCUGGGGUUGGCAGAGACACAUCAGACUCUAGUUGCAAAUGACCUCCGUGGCCGAACAGUCCUGCAAACUGAUGGCCAGUUGAAAACAGGCAGAGAUGUUGCAAUUGCUGCUUUACUUGGUGCAGAGGAGUUUGGUUUCAGCACUGCACCUCUGAUAACUCUUGGUUGCAUUAUGAUGCGAAAAUGCCACCAGAAUACUUGCCCAGUUGGCAUUGCCACUCAAGAUCCUGUACUUCGAAAAAAAUUUGCUGGGGAACCUCAGCAUGUCAUAAACUUCUUUUUUAUGCUGGCAGAGGAAGUCCGUGAGAUCAUGUCACAGCUGGGCUUCCGAACAAUUAAUGAAAUGGUUGGUCGUGUUGACAUGCUUGAGAUUGAUAAAGAGUUGAUUAAGGGCAAUGAAAAAUUGGGAAAUAUCAAUCUGUCAUUGCUGCUUAGACCUGCAGCUGAUAUUCGACCAGGAGCUGCUCAAUACUGCAUUCAGAAACAGGAUCAUGGACUGGAGAUGGCAAUAGAUCAGGAGCUUAUCUCUCUAUCAAAAGUUGCACUUGAAAAAGGCCUUCCUGUCUAUAUUGAAAAACCAAUCUGUAAUGUAAAUCGUGCUGUUGGUACCAUGCUUAGCCAUGAAGUCACUAAACAUUAUCAAUUGAAUGGGUUGCCUUCAGAUACCAUACAUAUUAAGCUGGUUGGAAGCGCUGGUCAAAGCCUAGGGGCCUUUCUAUGCCCUGGAAUCACCCUUGAGCUUGAAGGUGACAGCAAUGACUAUGUUGGGAAAGGAUUAUCCGGUGGCAAGAUCAUAGUAUAUCCUCCAAGAGAAAGCCAAUUUGAUCCAAAAGAAAAUAUUGUCAUAGGAAAUGUUGCAUUAUAUGGAGCCACAAGCGGGGAGGCAUAUUUUAGUGGAAUGGCAGCAGAAAGGUUCUGUGUCCGUAACUCAGGUGCUAGAACAGUUGUUGAAGGCGUUGGAGAUCACGGGUGUGAGUAUAUGACUGGUGGUAUUGUUGUUAUUCUUGGAAAAACUGGGAGAAACUUUGCUGCAGGUAUGAGCGGUGGAAUCGCUUAUGUUUCUGAUGUCGAUGGGAUGUUUCACACAAGAUGUAAUCUUGAAUUGGUUGAUCUUGAAAAGGUUGAGGAUGAGGAAGAUAUAACAACAUUGAGAAUGAUGAUACAGCAACAUCAGCGUCAUACGAGCAGUGUGUUAGCAAGAGAAGUCCUUUGCAACUUUGGCGCUUUGUUACCCAAGUUUGUGAAAGUAUUUCCGAGAGACUACAAGAGAGUUCUUCAGAAAUUUAAGAUAGAGCAAGUUGCCAAAGAGGCCAAGGAACAAGAAGAAAAAGAAAUGAUGGAGAAGGAUGCGUUUGAAGAACUCAAGAAAUUGGCAACAGUGUCUUUGAAUGGGAAGAAGGCAGAAGAAUUAGCUGCACCAAAAAGGCCAACGUUGGUUGAUAAUGCUGUCAAGCAUCGAGGUUUUAUUGCUUAUGAGCGGCAGGGUAUUUCAUAUAGGGACCCUAAUGAUCGAAUUAAAGAUUGGAAAGAAGUUUUCAUGGAAUCGAAGCCUGGUCCACUAAUGAAAACCCAAUCUGCUCGCUGCAUGGACUGUGGAACUCCUUUUUGUCAUCAGGAGACUUCUGGGUGCCCUCUUGGGAAUAAGAUACCAGAAUUUAAUGAACUGGUCCAUCAGAAUAGGUGGCGUGAAGCUGUGGAUCGGCUUUUGGAGACAAAUAACUUCCCAGAAUUUACUGGUCGAGUCUGCCCUGCUCCUUGUGAAGGAUCAUGUGUUCUCGGCAUCAUUGAGAAUCCUGUAUCUAUUAAAAGCAUAGAGUGUGCCAUCAUAGACAAGGCAUUUGAAGAAGGAUGGAUGGUACCUCGUCCUCCACAACAGAGAACAGGAAAGAGAGUUGCCAUUGUUGGUAGCGGUCCAGCUGGUCUUGCUGCUGCUGAUCAGUUGAAUAAAAUGGGUCACUUGGUCACCGUUUAUGAACGUGCUGACCGCAUUGGUGGCCUAAUGAUGUAUGGAGUUCCAAACAUGAAGGCUGACAAGGUUGGGAUUGUUCAGCGCCGUGUAGACCUAAUGACUGCGGAAGGUGUUAAGUUUGUGGUCAAUGCCAAUGUUGGAAUUGACCCCACGUACUCCCUCAACCGUCUUCGUGGUGAGAAUGAUGCAAUUGUGUUGGCUUGUGGAGCUACAAAACCAAGGGACCUUCCUGUUCCUGGACGAGAGCUCUCUGGAAUUCAUUUUGCGAUGGAGUUUCUUCAUGCAAACACCAAAAGCUUGCUCGAUAGCAAUCUGCGGGAUGGUAAAUACUUAUCUGCCAAGGGGAAGAAGGUGAUUGUGAUAGGUGGAGGAGAUACAGGAACGGAUUGUGUAGCGACAUCCAUCCGACAUGGCUGCAACAACAUGAUAAAUCUAGAACUCCUUUCUAAGCCACCUCAGGAAAGAGCACCGGGCAAUCCGUGGCCCCAGUGGCCUCGUAUUUUUCGAGUGGAUUAUGGUCACCAAGAAGCUUCAGCUAAGUUCAGAAAAGACCCACGAUGCUAUGAGGUCCUGACGAAGCGAUUCGUGGGAGAUGAAAAUGGAGCUGUGAAAGGCCUGGAGACGGUACGCGUACACUGGGAACGGGAUAGCAGUGGCAAAUUCCAGUUUGAUGAAAUCAAGGGUUCGGAAGAGAUGAUAGAGGCCGACUUGGUUCUCUUAGCUAUGGGUUUCCUUGGCCCUGAAUCGACAAUUGCGGAUCAGCUGGGUCUAGAGCGAGACAACAGGUCAAACUUCAAGGCUGACUAUGGGCGUUUCUUGACCAGCGUCGAGGGGGUGUUUGCUGUAGGAGACUGCAGGAGGGGGCAGUCGCUCGUGGUUUGGGCAAUCAACGAGGGCCGGCAAGCCGCCUCACAGAUAGACAAAUAUCUGAUGCUUCUUACGAGUAGGGAGACUCCAUCCAAAAAGUUGCCAGCGUAGAAAUACUUUUAGCGAUGGGGCAGUCGCUCGUGGUUUGGUUUGCUUCUUUGCUGAUGCUGAUGCUUCAAAGCAAGAAGCUCUCUCCCUCGUACGUACGUACGUUCCAGGAUGGGUCAGAAGGCUUAGAAAUACUUUUUAGCGAUGGUGGUGUUAUUAGAUUGAUUGAUGGUGCCGAUUUACAAAUAGAUUUGGUGGUCUUUUAUGAUUU